CAAUGGAAUAUGUCGGGCUUCCAAUUGCCGGUAAUUAUAUUCAUAGCGUUCGCGUCCAUUUUCGGUGUCGUUCAAAGGGACUGUGAAGCAAUUCGCCGCUUUUUUAACUUUUGCAACAACAAGCACAUAAUGGAUUUCGAAUAUGUUUCUGACGCUUCUCAGUAGCUUACUCUCGUGAGGCUGAUUGCUUGGUUUCUAGACCUCGUCACCUUGGUGGGGGAUUUGUAACGAUAUAUUUAGCCUCUCUCGUUUGGGAUAUUGCCAUUGGAGCAAGAGAAGACACAAACGGAAAAUCAAAUUGGAUUGCCAGGUUUCCAGGAAGAUGCGGCUGUGAGCUUGCUCAGAGUGCUGAUCCUGUGGGUCUUCACCUGAUCGUGACCAUGGGGAUAUGGCCGGGGGGUGUCCGGGCCUGCAUUGCAGGCCAGGAGAACUGCUCUGCCAAUAAUGAGUCCAAAGACUACUGUUACUCAGCCCGUAUCCGCAGCACCGUGCUACAGGGCCUACCCUUUGGAGGGGUCCCCACAGUCCUUGCGCUGGACUUCAUGUGCUUCCUGGUGCUUCUCUUUGUCUUCUCAGUACUGCGGAAAGUGGCCUGGGAUUAUGGACGCUUGGCAUUGGUGACAGACGCUGACAGAUCGAAGAAGCGUUUCAACGGAUUGGAGGAGCGGGAAUAUGUUGCCUCAGCUCUGCAUUCUGAGACGCCAGACCGCUAUGAACGUCUCACUUCAGUCUCCAGCUCUGUCGACUUCGAUCAACGGGAUAACGGCUUCUGUUCCUGGUUAACUGCCAUCUUCAGAAUAAAGGACGAGGAGAUCCGGGAGAAGUGUGGUGAGGACGCCGUUCACUACCUUUCCUUCCAGCGCCACAUCAUCGGCCAGCUGGUGGUUGUUGGGGUUCUGUCUGUGGGCAUCGUCCUGCCGGUCAACUUUUCUGGAGACCUUUUGGAAAAUAAUGCAUACAGCUUUGGGCGGACCACUAUAGCAAACCUGAAGUCUGGGACUAACCUCUUGUGGCUCCACACUUCGUUUGCAUUCAUAUACCUGCUUCUGACUGUGUACAGCAUGAGACGACACACGUCCAAGAUGCAUUACAAGGAGGAUGACCUGGUGAAACGCACUUUGUUUAUUAAUGGGAUCUCCAAAUAUGCCGAAGAGGUCCACAUAAAACAACACUUUCAACAAGCCUAUGAGAACUGCACUGUUCUUGAUGCUCGAAUCUGCUACAACGUAGCCAAACUCAUGUCCCUGAAUGCUGAGAGGAAGAAGACAGAGCGCAGUUUAAAGUUCUUCACUGAUCUCAUGGCCAAAGAGCACAUGCCCACCAUGGUCAACCCCAAACCCUGUGGCCACCUCUGCUGCUGUGUCAUCAAAGGCUGUGAGCAGGAAGAGGCGGUGAGCUUCUAUACUAAGCGGGAGGCCAAAUUGAAGGAGGAGUACAGAAAGGAGAAAGAGAAGGUCAACACUAAACCUCUUGGCAUGGCGUUUGUCACUUUCCAGAAUGAGGCCAUGACUGCAAUAAUCCUAAAGGACUUCAAUGCCUGCCAAUGCCAUGGCUGCACAUGUCGCCAAGAGCCCAAGUCAUCCCAGUUCAGUGAAAGUCUCCACAUCUACAACUGGAGUGUGAGCUAUGCUCCUGACCCUCAAAACGUGCGCUGGGAGCAUUUAUCGUUGGGGGGGGUUUCCUGGUGGAUUCGCUGCUUCAUCAUCAACUGCAUCCUUUUCCUCCUGCUCUUCUUUCUCACCACGCCCGCCAUCAUUAUCUCCACGAUGGACAAGUUUAACGUCACCAAGCCUGUGGAGUAUCUCAAUAACCCCAUCAUCACCCAGUUCUUCCCUACUUUGCUCCUGUGGGCUUUCUCUGCCCUGCUGCCCACCAUCGUCUACUACUCUGCUUUCUUCGAGAAACACUGGACGAGGUCGGGGGAGAACCGGACCACCAUGCACAAGUGCUACACCUUCCUCAUCUUCAUGGUCCUCUUGCUGCCUUCACUGGGUCUUAGCAGUUUGGAUGUCUUCUUCCGCUGGCUGUUUGAUAAGAAAUUCCUUGCUGACGCCACUGUCAGAUUUGAGUGUGUCUUCCUCCCUGACAACGGAGCCUUCUUUGUCAACUAUGUCAUCGCCUCAGCGUUUAUCGGUAACGCCAUGGACCUGCUGCGGAUUCCAGGCUUGCUCAUGUAUAUGAUCCGACUGUCCCUGGCCCGUUCCUCUGCAGAGAGGCGCAACGUAAAGAGGCAUCAAGCGUUUGAAUUCCAGUUUGGAGCGGCCUACGCCUGGAUGAUGUCCGUCUUCACUGUAGUUAUGACAUACAGCAUCACCUGUCCAAUCAUCGUCCCCUUUGGUCUGAUGUACAUGCUGCUGAAGCACCUGGUGGAUAGAUACAACAUGUAUUACGCUUACCUUCCCUCGAAACUGGACAAGAAAAUCCACUCAGGUGCUGUCAAUCAGGUGGUGGCAGCUCCCAUCCUCUGUCUCUUUUGGCUGCUAUUCUUUUCCACCAUGCGCACAGGCUUUGUAACCCCCACGUCCAUGUUCACUUUGGUGGUCCUAAUCAUCACCAUUGUGGUAUGCCUGUCGCACGUCUGCUUCGGCCACUUCAAGUACCUCAGCGCUCACAACUACAAGGUACGGGUCACUGUGCUCAAGAUUGACACCAAGGAAACAGAUGUUGACGUGGUUGAAAAUGGCCGCCCACCACUCCGCACCUUCUCCUCUCCUUCUAAUAAGUCUCAGCAACCAACGUACAUUGCCCAGGUCUUACAGGACCCAAUCAUGGAUGACGCUUGCACAGGCAGUGGGGAGGAAGAUCGGGGGUCCUCACAGGAUGAGGAGAUGAUCAACACUGGGAAUAGUCUCAAUGAAGCUGACUUCCAGUCCGGUGAAGACAGCCUCAUAGCCAACGAGGUCCACCAGUAACACUACCAGCUGAGAAAGGGGAAAGAGCGAAAGAUGGUGAGAGAGGGAUUUUGGAGAGGAUGAAUGCCAGACUCGAACAACAAACCACCAACUUCACUUUGGAUUCUAAAACAAUUUGCAGUCAUUCCUCCCCCAUGCUCCCCCACUCUGUCACCUUUUUUCAGUUGUGCCUCUGCACCUUGCAUUACCGCAGAAAAUGCCAGA
Salvelinus sp. IW2-2015 is the source of this 3116-nucleotide messenger RNA. RefSeq names its product transmembrane protein 63Ba (gene tmem63ba). Gene Ontology annotation, molecular function: calcium-activated cation channel activity; nucleic acid binding. Gene Ontology annotation, cellular component: plasma membrane. NCBI's taxonomy places the organism in Eukaryota, Metazoa, Chordata, Actinopteri, Salmoniformes, Salmonidae. The record is from RefSeq and is a predicted model, not a curated record.